This is a messenger RNA of Phytophthora nicotianae INRA-310, 1856 nucleotides long. RefSeq lists its product as hypothetical. Lineage: Eukaryota; Oomycota; Peronosporomycetes; Peronosporales; Peronosporaceae. The record is from RefSeq and is a predicted model, not a curated record. Gene Ontology annotation, cellular component: membrane. The transcript is spliced from 2 exons. Gene Ontology annotation, molecular function: transmembrane transporter activity. Bases 68 to 1789 code for a protein of 573 amino acids. Gene Ontology annotation, biological process: transmembrane transport.
GCCAAACGUUAACUGAGCUAGAUCAGAAUCAGCACCAGUCGCCUAUAUUCAAGGUGAGCACUUCGUCAUGGUCGCUCGCCGUCCGCGCAGCUGGCGCUACAUCGUGGAAUGUUUGCGGGACCCUCCUCGCAGCGACUUCGCCUUCGUGCCACACCAGUACAUCUCUGCACCGCUGGAGCUCUCGGACUCAUCGGAUCCGAGCGAUGAGAGCACCCCCAUCAACUCCCGACCUGAAUAUCGCCAGAAGCGAUUGGCUCGUCAGCGGAACUCCUUCUUCGCGCUACAUGUAGCGGCCAUGGGAGCAGCGGGUGUGGCAUGUGCGUGGCUGACGAUGUUCCCUAUUGCCCCCGGACGUCUCUACAACAUGCAGGUGGACGUGUUCCGCGCCAAACACGAGCACGCCGAGUUCUUCUUCCGCUCCUGUUUGUAUCUAGGCACCGUGCUGGGAGCUGCGGGUGCAGGAUACUUUGGAGAUAGACUGGGACGAGCUGGCACGUUGGAGCUAGCUGCCAUCCCGUUUAUCGUGGGCUGGGUGCUGGUUGGAGUUGCUUAUGGAGAGCUCACGGUGCUGAUCGGACGAUAUUUGCUUGGUACAGCGGCUGGAAUCACCUCUGUGAUCGUGCCCGUGUACCUAGCGGAAGUGAGCGCUGCCCACACUCGUGGACGAGUGAUCUGUGCACAAUUAUUCCUUUCUGCAGUCGGAGGACUCUGCUAUUUGGUGCUGGGAGCGCUCUUCAUGUACCUGAGUCGACAGUAUAUUGGCUUCAACCUUAGUGAGUGGAAGGUGCUAGCGUUGUCUGGCGUCGCUCCUGCGUUGUUACUGCUACUAUUCGCGCAAAAACUCCCGGAUUCGCCUACGUGGCUCAUCGCUCGCCACGACGACCGGGAAGCUGCUUUUGAAGUACUGUACAAACUGUUUAACCGCGACGAACACGUCGCAGAGGACGAGACCAACGCUAUUAUCCACGCUAAGGUGCUGGCAGCGACGGAGCGACGUCACCACGGAGCAUUCUAUCGUCCUGUCCUUCUUUGCGCUGCCCUCUAUACGUUGCGAGCUGUAUGUGCGUUCCUGCUCGAGCCGGCUAUUACUUCAAGGCUUGCUGAAGACAGCAGUCGAGGUGUUGGAGGAACACACGCCAACGUCUCGUUUGUCCUCACGAUCUUUGGAGUUGCCGUUGAAGGUGCUGAAGCUGGACUAAUCGCUGUGACUAUGGCUGUUGCUGUGGCUGCAGCGAUGGGUAUUGUUGCUUGCUUCUACUUUGUUGAUACCAGAGGAAGACCUGCAACGCUACAGUGUGGCUGCUACUUGGUGGCAUUGGCCUGCGCUUUCCUGUUGGUCUCCAUCUUCAGAAAUGUCCAUCAGGAGGAAGACAGCGGCGUGGCAUUGAGCGAUUCUGGCUGGGCUGCCAUGUUGCUGGUCAAUGCCGGACACCAGCUCGGCUUGGGUGUUGUUCCUGUGAUCAUGGUCAGCGAACUAUUCGCCGUGAAGCAGCGUAUGGGCGCUGUUAGCCUCGUGGUGAUCUGUGAGGCGAUUGUUAAUAUCGGACUCGCACACGCCCUCCCAGUACUACGCGAGCUCACGCUGUCUCCAGUUUCGGUGUCUUACCUCUGCGUCGGUAUCGUCAUGGCAUGCAACAUCGCCGGCAUUGUCUUGUCCUACUGGUACAUCCCCGAGACUAGUCGACGCAGUCUUCAGGACAUUGAAGCCAUUUUAUGCGGAUGGCAACCUGCUACUCCUCGCCGUAGUACUUCUUCAAAUGUGCGGCUUGAAUACGGCAGCAGCGACUAAAAAUAGGAGACCCAAAAGUUUGGAUUUUACAGAAAUAAAUAGGUGCCUAGAUUCUUUUUACGCUGUC